GAAGAACAUUGUCAGGCUCCGCGAGUGGCCGUGCAUUACUUGCCAGGCUGCCGUCGCGCCCCACAAAGCGCCCGCAGCUGCCGAGGACUCGGGCAAGAUCCACUCCACCGUGCGCGCGCGCUGGGACGCGAACGAGAAGGAGGUGGUCGACGCCAUGAGCCAUUUCGCGGAGCUGACGGUCAAGGCAAGAGCUGCGAUGGAGGCGCAGGACCACUCGGCGCUGGCAGACCUCAUGGAUGAGAAUUUCGACACGCGGCGGAAGAUUUACGGCGAUGCGUGCUUAGGGCGCAAGAACCUGCAGAUGAUCGACAUCGCCCGCCGGUGUGGCGCGGCCGCCAAGCUGCCAGGCAGCGGCGGCGCCGUGAUCGGGCUCUGCCGCCCGCAGAGCGGCAACUCCAAGAGCGCCAGCGAGGACACCAUGGAGAGGGUGCGCCUGGCCCUGGAGGCGGAGAACUACGUCUUCUGCCCGCUGGACCCGGUGAUGCCAGGCCCCGCCGACGGGCCCGAACCGUCGCCACGGCCCCCGUCCUCGCAGUGAGGCCCCAGGCGCCGCC
This is a messenger RNA of Prorocentrum cordatum, 554 nucleotides long. The record is from the annotation of a GenBank genome assembly. Lineage: Eukaryota; Dinophyceae; Prorocentrales; Prorocentraceae.